Molecule: messenger RNA, 4212 nt
Organism: Cotesia congregata
Lineage: Eukaryota; Metazoa; Arthropoda; Insecta; Hymenoptera; Braconidae
Source: the annotation of a GenBank genome assembly
AUGUUUGCCAAAGGUGUGGUGAAGAAAAAAGAUGUUAAUAAAAUAAUAGCCUCAUAUUUAUCAAAAAUUGAGGAUGAUGAGGUAAAAUCAGAGUUGGAGGCGAUGUCGGGGUUAGAAUAUAACCUGCCCGGAGAAAAAAAUUCGGAAAGUGUUGUUUUUUCAACAAAUACAAAUAAAAAAACAAAAGGAAAUUCAGGUAAAGAAUCCAGUAAAGUAAAUGAAAAAAAUAUGGAAAACGUAAAAUCAUCGAAAGAGAAAAAAGAAGUCGAGUCUCAGAUUCCCUCGUACAUGUCCUCUAAUGUUUCCGUAACAGAGCUCAGAAAAAUAAUAACUCAAGCAGGUAACACCUCCGAGGAUCGGUACAAGAUAUUGGAGGCCCGAGACCGGUUGAUGCGGUUGAAGAAGGCCAAAAUUCACACGCUCUCGAUGGCCAAAGUCACGCGAGGAACCUGUCCUGAUAUGUGUCCAGAGAAAGAGAGACUUAUGAGGGAGUUCCAGCGGCAGGUUUCGGCUUACGAAUUGAUCGAAGGUAAUGAAUAUAAAAUCGACCAUCAGAUUGCGGUCAAGCAGUACUCGAGGUCCUCUGCGGACCAGGAGGAACCGAUGCCUCAGGAUUUACGACCAGUUAACAUCCUCAAGAUGACUAUGAGCUACCUGUUGCAUGAGAUUGCGGAUUUGUGUGAGGAGAAUGGCACUAAUCUCGCCGAGUGGUAUCACUUUAUGUGGGACAGGACCCGCGGUAUCAGGAAGGACAUCACACAACAAGAACUUUGCUGUCUAGAGUCGGUGGCUCUGGUGGAGCAGUGCGCCAGGUUUCAUAUUGUAUCCAGCGAGCGACUUUGCGCAGAAGAGUUGUCUGUCUUUGACGGGAAAAUCAACACUGAGAAUUUGACCAAGUGCUUGCAGACUCUCAAGUACAUGUAUGCUGAUUUGAGAGAAAAAGGAAUAGUCUGUAAGAAUGAAGCGGAGUUUCGCGCUUAUAUCAUUUUGCUUAAUUUAAAUAACUCGAAUUUCAUGUGGGAUUUGCAGACGUUACCGGAAUCAAUAAGGAAGUCGCCACAAGUUAACUUUGCUAUAAGAGUUCAUGGCUCGAUUCAGGCGAAAAAUUGGAUAAAGUUUUUUAAGCUCGUGAGAAGUACCACUUAUUUGAAUGCUUCUAUAUUAAUUAGAUACUUUUUACAGGUCAGAGUUGAAGCGCUGUCUGUAAUGAUAAAAGCUUUCUGUAGAACUUCCUCCACUUCGUUUCCGCUGUACGAGUUUAUUGACAUGCUGGGCUUUGAGGACGAGAACGAAGCCAUAGAUUUCUGUGAGCAAGCCGGGCUUAGUAUCACUGAAGACGAGAUGUACAUUUUGAUAGAUAGAAAAAACAUUUGUUUGCCGCCACCAGUUUCUUGCCAGAUCAGAGCUAAGAGCCUUGUUCAAUCCAAGAGAAUUAAAAUUAAUUAUUCAAUAGGACAGUGUAUCGCCGGAGAUACUAUGCCUGAGCAGUUGUACCUAAAUCACAGGCCACAUUGCAGCUUUGAUGAGCACGGUUACCUCAAAGCGGAGGCGAUAAAUGCUUCUGACCAAAAUGGUGAAGUGGAGGAAGUUAUUGAAGUGGAUAUGGAACUUAUGGAAGAAACUUUUGAGGAAAAGACAGAAGAAGGAAUUAGUAAAGAUGAAGGAGCAGAAGUUGAGGAUGAGGAGAUGGAAGAAGAACAGGAAGAGGAAGUUGAAGAAGAGGACGAAGAUGAAGAUGCUGAUGAAAUUGAAAAAACUGAUCCCUAUGAAUUCGUAGAGGAAGACACUUCGGACACUGGAUUGACUCAGACGUUCGAGCGUAAACCGAAGGUUCAUUUUUCUGAUAAUUUCACAUCGGUUAAGUUUAAUAAAUUUUCAGAAGAUUCUUCUGAAAUUCUAAAGCCUGGAGUGAAUGAGGCGAAAUCUCUAUUUGAUGUUACGGACAGCUCGAAGAAAAAUCAAGUCUUCAACUCCGCGAUAUUUACUCAGUCUACGAGCCACUCUUCAUCUAUUUUUACAACAACUCAAUCAAAAGACGGUGUCAAUGCACAUCCUCUGAAAAGUAUAUUUUCAAAACCCGAGUCGGGAUUUUCUGAGCCGCGAUCGUUAUUUUCUGGAAAAUCUUCAACAAGUCAGCCUGCUACUGUUACUAUACCAGUGACUUCAUCAAUAUUCGGUAACAGCUCAAGUAAUUUCAAAUUAAGCUCCACACCAGUUCCUGUUGUUUCAGAAGACGUAGCGAUAAAAGAAAAGAAGAAAGAAAAUGAAGAAAAAAAUAGGGCCGAAUUUUUGAGAAAAAUCGAGGAAACUUCUGAAUGCAUAGCCAAAGAAUUGGAACAAGAUGUUAUUAAUACUCUGAGUGCCACUGUUUUGAAAGAAGUGAUUGAGGAAUCGAAAAUUUUUGAAAGGAAUUGUCAGAAAAUUUUUGAAAAUAUACUCGACCACGUGAUCAACGACAACUGUAGGUCAAUUUUAGACAACGAAUUGUACAUUGAAAAAAAAGUUGAAGAAUUGAGCAAACGCGUAAAGAAAAGAAUCGUUUGUAAGUAUGUAAAAAUCUGGCAAAAAAAAGUUAUAAGAAACAGAGUUCAACGUCGAGCUCUGGAAAAUACUCCGGUCUGGCUUUCGCAUCAGAGUUUGAAACAAUGUGCAAAGAAUAUGUUCAGUAAAGAGCAAAAGUUAGUCAUUGAACUUAUGCGAAACCGGUAUACACCUAAGGAUUCUUGUGACAGUAGAAAAUUUAUUGAUCCAGUGGAGGUGACGGCUUACCUGGGAAUAAAAGAGAAUGCGAAGACACUCGACAUUGAAACAACACCCAUCUCUUACUGGAAGAUGAUUAUCUCGUGGCCUUUGUUAGAUCAGCGACCUCUUCUUCGUAGGUAUCAGAAAAUAAUGACAGAGUAUCUGUGCCCACGAGACCCUUCCAUGGAUCCGAUUGUCAAAAUUUAUCAGCCAAAUCCAUAUGAAACCUUGGCGAUGUGUAUAAAAAAUGUGGAAGGUGUUCUCGAAGAUCAUCACUACACGGGAAAUGAUGGAUUAUUUCUUAUCUCUACGGUGGAUGAAGAUGCGAAAGUUGUCGCUCGAAGACUGACUAAAUCUGUACUAGCGAGACAAAAGUUAAUGGCGAUACCUUUAGUUUUAGUGAUCAUUGGAGCCGAUGCUGAAUCCAGUAUCAAUGUCGAGCCUACGGCGGAGCUUAAAAGUCUUGUUAAAUCUGGUUAUUUAUCAGAGUACGUGAUACAUCGCGAGAAAGUUAUCGAUGAGAGCAUUUUGUUGAAACUGACUCAGACUGCGGUACGCUGGCUGACGAUGAACAAAUCACCGCCGGUGCCUCUGGAAAUGGACUCGCUUUAUCAAGUUGUUGAUACUUGCUUGACGGAAGAAUUAUGGCUCAGGAUAACUGGACAUGCUUCGUAUAGUUCUAUCUUGUCAACAGCAUUGGAGGACCCCAAGUUUGUGGUUGAUCUUCAUAAUGAAACUAUCAGUCAUUUGAUUGAUAUUGUACUGGAUCCAGAGAAUACGUUGCAUACCAGCUUUCCUGAUGAAUUGAAACCCUUUUUGCCGAAGGAAUUCACACUGCCUUGUACUUAUGAGUAUUUUAAUGAUGACUGGAAGAAUGAAGAACAGCGGGUUCUCAUUGAGCGGACUAUUAAUAAUUUAUCUUUACCACCUUGGCGAUUCGAGUGGCCUAUCAGCGAUCCAACACAACUUCACAAAUCAAUCUUAAGCUACAGUAAAAAAGCUCUGAAGGAAAAUUAUUCAUCAUCAAUUUUAAUGAACAGACUAUUCCUCAUGAUCGACAGAAACGAAACGUUAGAUUUCAUCCAGAUUGUCAUUGAAAUAACAAAGCAAAAAAUAAAAAAUAUCGAUCCUGAAGUAUGUGUGGUAUUCAAUAGAAAUCACUUCAAGCACUUUUGUACAUUACCCUGGUGGUUAAAAUCUAGUACCUUGAUGAACGUCAAACCCAAAUUUAGCGAACACGUAUUUGUCGAACCAGCGAACAAAAAACAACGGCUGACUGAAAACAGAGCUGAGACUAUGGCGGAGAUUCAAAAGUAUGAAAGUUUCUGUUCAAUCGAAGAAGAUAAGCCCGAAAUUGAUACUGAAGAUAUCCAUAAUGCCUCUAUGAAGUUGGAAGCUUUGUUGUCUCAACACUCGUUAUCUAGUCAAUUGUUGGAGGAAAAAUUAAAAGCAGCCUUAAGUAGUGAUUAG